CGGAAGUCUGACUGACAUUUAAAUCCACUUGGAUCCUCUAUCCUUCGCUGUCGCAAACACGUCCCACGAUGCGGUAGCACUCUCACGAUACAUCCCAUCUAACUACGGAAAUCGCAGAUCGCAUACCGUCGAAAUGCUCGAUUCAACUAAACUGCAGGUCGUGGACCGCCCACCAAAGCGGUUCAAGGAGCUGCAGUUUGGUAUUCAGUGCGCAACCUCCUCUCGCCUUGGAAGCUCGUGCUAACUCAAUCUCUUCUAGGUCGAACCAAGAUAUCGCAAACCAAGCCGUCGUCGAGGUGUCAGAUAACAUGCUAUACGAUGUUGAGAAGAAUCGAAGACCCACCCAACAUGGAGCUUUGGACUCUAGACUGGUGAGACCAUAUCAACAUACAUGCUGAUAGCGUAUACACUGAUACAAAGCUUUUGCGCAGGGAAUCUCUAGUAAGACUGGCGCCUGCGAAACGUGCGGCGAAGGGCUACAGAAUUGUAAUGGUCAUUUCGGGCAGAUCAAACUCGCACUCCCGGCUUUCCACAUAGGAUACUUGAGCCUUACUCAGAAAAUACUGCAGCAAAUAUGCAAGGUACGAGUGAUUCAAUCUUGGGCUAUAGGAUUGUAGGCUAAUAAUUCAUAUAGGAUUGUUCGAAAGUAUUGCUUACCGAACCUCAACGACGUUCUUUCCUCAAGGAGCUUCGACGACCUGGAAUUGAUAACCUUAAACGAACUCAAAUUUGCAAACGAAUCAACGAACAAUGCCGUAAAAGUAAAACUUGCCAAUAUUGCGGCACAGUCAAUGGCCAGAUACGAAAGGUUGCAGCUCUGAAAUUGGCGCACGAUAAAUACACAACUUUCAACAAAUCGACUGCUAAAAAUAAAGUUACACCGCCGGGAUACAAUGAAUUCAAUGAUUCCUUCAAUGAGGCGAAAAAACAUAAUCCGGAACUGGAAAAGCAUACUAAAAAGGCGAUAGAAGACUUGAGUCCAUUGCGUGUGUUGAAACUUUUUCAAUUAAUCUCGCCCAGCGACUGCGAGCUUUUGAAUAUGAAUCCUGCUGAGGGAAGACCAGAAAUGUUCCUGUGGCAGUUCGUACCGGCCCCUCCAAUUUGUAUACGACCUUCUGUUGCGCAGGAUGGCGCCAGUACCGAGGACGACUUGACUACGAAGUUAUCCGAUAUUGUUCAUAUUAGUUCAUUGAUACGAGCGGCCCUCCUCAAGGGGCAAUCGCUUCAAACCAUCAUGGAACAGUGGGAUUUUCUUCAGCUUCAACUUGCACUCUAUGUCAAUAGUGAUGUUCCCGGUCUCCAACAAGCGGGAUUCAAACCCAUACGAGGAUUUUGCCAGCGGUUGAAGGGAAAGCAGGGUCGUUUCAGAGGAAAUUUGUCCGGAAAGCGUGUCGACUUUUCUGGACGUACCGUCAUUUCACCGGAUCCAAAUCUUGGGGUUGAGGAGGUCGCCAUACCAAUAUUGGUUGCAAAGAACCUUACUUAUCCUGAGCGAGUGCAGCGAUACAAUGUCGAAAAACUGAGACAAUGCGUGAGAAACGGGGCCGCUAAACAUCCCGGUGCUCAGCAAAUUAUUAAGAAAGGCUCCGAUCAUAAGAUUGCGCUAAAGUUUGCCCGUUUGGAAAAUGAGGCAAAGCAUCUGCAGAUUGGAGAUGUAGUUGAAAGGCAUCUUGAGGAUGGUGAUAUUGUGCUUUUCAACAGACAGCCUUCCUUGCACAAACUCAGUAUCAUGAGUCACUACGUCAAAGUUCGCCCUUGGAGAACAUUCCGUCUCAAUGAGUGUGUGUGCAAUCCUUAUAACGCAGAUUUUGACGGUGACGAAAUGAAUUUGCAUGUUCCACAAACUGAGGAAGCAAGAACGGAAGCCAUUAAUCUCAUGGGAGUUAAGAACAAUCUUUCAACCCCUAAGAAUGGAGAGCCAAUUAUUUCUGCUACCCAAGAUUUUAUCACGGCUGCUUAUCUUCUGAGCAGCAAGGAAAACUUUUUCGACCGAAAAACAUUCACAAAUCUCUGUAUGUACAUGGUCGAUGGCAAUCUUCAUCUUGAUUUACCACCUCCGGCGAUCUUGAAACCAGAGGCACUAUGGACUGGAAAACAAGUUUUUAGCGUGCUUAUGCGACCGAACAAGAAUUCGCCUGUCAAAGUCAACUUGGACGCCAAGUGUCGUGACUACACGUUCAAGGAAGGCGAAUGCCCAGAUCUUUGCGAAAACGACGGAUGGCUUGUGGUGCGUAACUCUGAGGUCAUGUGCGGUAGGAUGGACAAGACGACUGUGGGAUCAGGCAAAAAGGACUCGAUCUUCUACAUUAUUUUAAGAGAUUUUGGUCCCGAUGAAGCAGUGACCGCUAUGAACCGACUCGCCAAAAUAGCUGCAAGAUAUCUUACAAACCAAGGAUUUUCCAUCGGUAUCAAUGAUGUUUAUCCAUCGGCGGCCCUUACAGCGGAGAAACAGAAAUUGGUAGAUGUUGCUUACACACAGGCUGAAGGCUUGAUCAAGAGGUUCCAAGCAGGAAAGCUUGAGAAGGCCACAGGGUGUGAUAUGGAAGAGACACUUGAAAACUCCAUCUCUGGUAUCCUGAGUAGAGUCAGAGGUGCCGCCGGAGAUUACUGUAUCAGUUCUCUAAGUAAAUGGAACUCGCCCUUGAUCAUGGCAAAAUCUGGCUCCAAAGGGUCCUCCAUUAAUGUUGCUCAAAUGGUAGCUGUCGUAGGGCAGCAAAUUAUUGGUGGAAAGCGAGUUUCAGACGGCUUUCAAGACCGUACUCUUCCCCAUUUCAUCAAAAACGACCGUCGGCCUUUGGCAAAAGGAUUCGUGUUUGACAGUUUCUUCACAGGACUCACACCUUCUGAAUUUUUGUUCCACGCUAUUUCGGGGCGUGAAGGUUUGGUUGAUACAGCUGUCAAGACAGCCGAGACUGGAUAUAUGUCACGAAGACUCAUGAAAUCGCUCGAAGAUCUUUCUACCAGAUAUGACGACACCGUACGAAACUCUUCUGGUGGGAUCGUCCAAUUUCAAUUUGGAGCAGACAAGCUCGACCCCGUAGAUAUGGAGGGCUCAGCCGUUCCUGUUCACUUUCAGAGAACUUGGAGACAUGCCGAAGCUAUGACUUUCAAAAACGAGGAUCCUUGCCUAUUGCCAUACCAGAUCACUACCUUGUGUGAAAAGUACCUGGCCAAAGAGAAGUCAAAGUAUCUCAGAAAGGGGUUAUUGAGAGGUGAGCCACUGGACUACCGAGACGAGAGCAAUUAUGCUGUUGAUGAGCAUGAAAGUGCUCGAGAUUUCGUUGACACGGUAUCUCAAUUCGUUGGCGGCUUAGCUACAACUAUGGCGAAGGCACGAGACAAAGCUGGCUUAGAGGUAAUGGAAGAUGACCCAAAAGACACUCAUGGGCAGUAUGAUAUAACAAAAGAAGACCCCCGGAAACAAGCUUGGGUGGAACGAGUAGCGAAAGUUUCGAAAGCUACCUUGCAAGAAUUCAUCAAAUUGUGUUUGAGCAAGUAUGCAAAAGCUCAUGUCGAGCCGGGACACGCUGUUGGUGCUGUUGGUGCUCAAUCGAUUGGAGAACCUGGAACUCAAAUGACUUUGAAGACUUUCCAUUUUGCUGGUGUCGCUGGUAUGAGUAUGACACAGGGUGUACCACGUAUCAAGGAAAUCAUCAACGCUUCGAAAGCCAUCAGCACACCUAUCAUUACUUGCCCUCUUGCAAAUCCCGAAUCUAUGGCAGCGGCACGUCUCGUGAAAGGUUCUGUGGAGAAGGCGUAUAUUCGAGAUGUUAUUGACUAUAUUGAGGAUAUGUGGUCAUCACAGAAAGCAUCUAUAUGCCUCAAAGUCAAUAAUGGAUCGAUUCAAAAGAUGAUGCUCGAGGUCACUCCUCUAAGCAUUGCUCAUUCGAUAGCAAAACAAAAGAAAUUGAAGAUCUUGCCCAAUGAUAUUACAGUCAAGGGAGAUAUGGUUUUUGUCACGAUGGGAGAGAAUACUGGUGGAAACAUGGGAGCUCGUGGAGUUGGCGCCGCAGCAAAGGCUAGGAAAGCCGCAGGGUUAGAGGAGGAUAGAAGUGACAUACUUCUCCGUGUCAACUAUCUCAAACGAGCUCUACCUGAGAUUGUAAUUUCGGGUUAUCCAGAUGCCACUCGAGCGCUUAUCAACACCUCCGAAACCACACCGCCAACCCACAAGGUGCUGGUCGAGGGAUACGGACUUCGAGCUUGUAUGAAUACAGAAGGAGUCAAGGGAACAGAGGUCUACUCCAAUAACGUCAUGGAAGCCCGUGAGAUCUUGGGUAUCGAAGCAGCACGAUCGACCAUCGCAAAGGAAAUCGGAGUCGUCAUGGGAGACAUGGACAUUGAUCCUCGACACAUGCAACUCCUCGCCGAUGUCAUGACGUACAAGGGAGAAGUCCUUGGUAUCACUCGUUUCGGUCUUUCCAAGAUGAGAGAUAGCGUCUUGCAACUUGCAUCCUUCGAAAAGACCCCGGAUCAUCUUUUCGAUGCGGCGGCGGGCAUGAAAUCCGAUCAGAUUGAGGGUGUGAGUGAGUGUAUUAUCAUGGGGCAGACGAUGAGUGUGGGAACGGGUGCGUUCCAGGUCGUUAGAUUGCUGGGACUCGAGGAUCAAGAUACGAAGCCUAAACCGACUCUCUUUGAGGAUGAUUGGAGGUGGGAUCAGGGAGAGAGAAAGAAGGGACGGUGAUUUAUAGCGUCACGGUGCGAAAGUAUGGGGGAUUCUGGGAGUUUAGCGGGGAGAUCUUUUGAAAGGUGUUUAGGCGUUUAUUUCUGACAUGUCAUGGGUGAAGAAUUUGGCGGUUUCGUUUCUUUUAUUUUUUGCUUUCUUUCGAGUGAUAUCCAUGGAGAUGAGAUGCGAGAAGAGAGGCACAGUAUAUAUUGCCGGGUCUCUGAUAGAUACAGUAGUCUGGUCUGGUCUGGUCUGGUCUGGUCUGCAAUUCGACCACACGACCAAGCGAAAAUGGCGAGGUGUAAGCUAGGUAGACAUGUAGUAUGAAAUAAAAGAUGGC
This is a messenger RNA of Hymenoscyphus albidus, 5006 nucleotides long. NCBI's taxonomy places the organism in Eukaryota, Fungi, Ascomycota, Leotiomycetes, Helotiales, Helotiaceae. The record is from the annotation of a GenBank genome assembly.